AUGGCCUACCUGAGCUCGGAGGACCUGCACGCCGCUGCGUCGGCGCUCGCCGCCGCUCCGCUGGCCCAAGAGUUCUGCCUCUUGUGCUUCUUUUGCCUGGGCUUCCUGCUGUGCCGCACGAGUGUGGUGAAGCGCUUGCUGAGCCUCGAGCGGUUUCUGGGCCUGGAACUGGCUCAACUGGCUCACCCCGCGGUGGACCGAACCGACUGGUGGUCGAGGCUUCCGCGGAUCGGCUCCGGGACCUUGCUGCAGCUGCAUCAGCAACGCCGCUAUGAGGAGGUCUUGGAUGCCUGGCCGACCCUGGAGGACUUCACCCCGCAGGCCUUUUCUGCCGUGGUCGAUGCCCUCCUGGCGCUGGACAGGCCGGAAGAUGUGGGUCUGUUCUUCUACAAGGCCACGGUGAACUUGCGCCACUUGAGGAGUUCUCUCCAUGAGUCCAUUGGGAAGAUCGAGCAGAGCCAGGUGCCCCUCGAGCGCAUCUCCGUGGCGCUGCGCGAGGUGUUUGAAAACAGAGAACCACUUGACGUACGAGCCUGGCAAGAGUUGUUGGUUGCUUUUGCCAAGACCAACGACACAACCUACGCCGAUGCGCUGCUCGACCUCUGUCCUGAGCCACUUCCGUUGGACAUUUUGCGGCGCUCCGUUGAAGGCUUCCUCUCGUGUAGCAACUUGGAGGCUGCGAUCCGUUACCUUCAGAAGGCGGAGGAGCUCCAUGGCCUCGAGGGGCAUUUCCAGGAUCUGGUGGCCGAGACGGCCUAUGCGGUGGAGGUGCGGGUUGAAGGGUUGGUUGAGGAUGUGCACGCUCUUGGCCCUUGGUGGGCCCGGUACGCGUGCGGUGGCGCCGGGCCUCACGGCCUGCGCGCUGCGCGUCGCUGCCGAGCCCGGUGGCCGAGAGCUGUACCAUGCAGCCGUCUCCUCCUGGCAAGGCCCAGGCACAAGCCUUGA
Messenger RNA from Durusdinium trenchii, 945 nucleotides. Lineage: Eukaryota; Dinophyceae; Suessiales; Symbiodiniaceae. The record is from the annotation of a GenBank genome assembly.